AUGGUGGUCCUACCCAAAGUGCUUUUCGGUUAUCCAGAUCUCGAGAUUGCGGUACGCGGCACGGCCGAGCUGAUGUUCGAAUCGAACGCUUUCUUCGGCAUGCUAAUGUUUUCCUUUCAACGCGACAACUACGAGCGAUUGGUGCAUCAGCUGCAGGAUCUGGCAGCUCUAGAGCUGGGAGAGUACCUGAUCUCAGUGAACCGACGGGUCGAUCGGUUCUCCAAAAUUUACUGCUGCUGUCACUUUUCCAUGGCAACGUUCUUUUGGUUCAUGCCCGUCUGGACGACCUAUUCCGCCUACUUUGCUGUGCGCAACAGCACGGAACCGGUCGAGCACGUGCUGCACCUCGAGGAAGAGUUGUACUUCCUUCACAUCCGGACUUCGAUGGCGCACUAUACGUUUUAUGUGGCCAUUAUGUGGCCCACGAUCUAUACGCUCGGAUUUACCGGUGGCACAAAGCUGCUGACCAUUUUCAGCAAUGUUAAGUACUGUUCGGCCAUGCUGAAGCUCGUUGCACUCCGAAUUCACUGUCUAGCGAGAGUAGCGCAAGACCGAGCGGAAAAGGAGCUGAACGAGAUCAUUUCCAUGCAUCAGCGGGUACUUGACUGCGUGUUCCUGCUGGAGACAACAUUCCGCUGGGUGUUUUUCGUGCAGUUCAUUCAGUGUACAAUGAUCUGGUGCAGUCUCAUCCUCUACAUAGCGGUGACGAGCUAUAGCGUUGCCCUCGCCAUUUACGAUAGCGAGUGGUACAAGUUUUCCAUUUCGAUGCGCCGCAAACUUCGCCUGCUACUGCAACGAUCCCAAAAACCGCUCGGCGUAACGGCGGGCAAGUUUCGCUUCGUCAAUGUGGCCCAGUUUGGCAAGAUGCUCAAGAUGUCCUAUUCAUUUUACGUAGUACUGAAGGAGCAAUUUUAG
Molecule: messenger RNA, 915 nt
Organism: Anopheles gambiae (African malaria mosquito)
Lineage: Eukaryota; Metazoa; Arthropoda; Insecta; Diptera; Culicidae
Product: odorant receptor Or2-like
Exons: 5
Coding region: 1-915 (304 amino acids)
Biological process (GO): sensory perception of smell; detection of chemical stimulus involved in sensory perception of smell
Cellular component (GO): plasma membrane
Molecular function (GO): odorant binding; olfactory receptor activity
Source: RefSeq, a predicted model, not a curated record